GCGCGGAAGCUCGGGCCACGUGGGUGCGGCGGGAGGGUGUCUGGGCUCGCUGGCGCAGCCACGCGCAAUUGGAGCCUCGGGGAGCGCCGGGGCGGCCGGCGCGCGAGCAGUCAGCAUGGCCCCCGCGCAGGUCCUCUGCGGCAAAGCCGCCGCCGCGCAAAUGAGAGAGAGACUGAAGACUCAAGUUGCUCAGAUGAAGGAGAGAGUCCCUGGAUUCAGACCAGGGCUUGCAAUUUUGCAGGUUGGGGAUCGAGAUGAUUCAAAUAUCUACAUUAGCAUGAAGCUGAAGGCUGCUGCUGAGAUUGGGAUCAAUGCCAAUCACAUUAAGCUGCCAAACACUGCAACAGAAGCUGAGGUGCUGAGGUGCAUCACUUCUUUGAAUGAAGACCCUGCAGUUCAUGGAUUUAUAGUACAAUUGCCUCUAGAGACAGAUCAACCCAUCAGUACAGAGAAAGUGACCAAUGCUGUUGCCCCUGAAAAAGAUGUAGAUGGGUUAACUAGCAUCAAUGCUGGGAAACUUUCCAGAGGUGACCUUGGAGACUGCUUCAUCCCCUGUACACCCAAAGGAUGCAUGGAGCUUAUCAGGCAGACAGGCAUCCAAAUUGCAGGUAAAAAAGCAGUGGUGGUUGGACGCAGUAAGAUAGUCGGUGCUCCAAUGCAUGACCUUCUACUGUGGAGCCAUGCGACUGUAACCACUUGCCACACAAAGACUGCGGCACUGGCUGAGGAGGUUAGUAAAGCUGAUAUCCUGGUGGUUGCGGCUGGUAAACCUGAAAUGGUAAAAGGGGAAUGGAUUAAACCCGGUGCUGUAGUAAUAGACUGUGGAAUCAACCAUAUACCAGACAGUACAAAGCCCAAUGGGAAAACGGUAGUAGGAGAUGUGGCUUACAGUGCAGCGAAGGAAAGAGCUUCAUACAUCACCCCCGUCCCUGGCGGUGUUGGACCGAUGACCGUGGCCAUGCUAAUGCAGAGCACAAUAGAGAGCGCACAACGAUUUCUAGAGCAAUGCCAACCUGGGAAAUGGAACAUCCAGUACAACCAGCUCCGCUUAAGGACUCCUGUGCCAAGCGACAUUGAGGUAUCUCGAUCUUGCGUACCCAAGCUCAUUGGUCAUCUCGCUAGAGAAGUCGGCUUGCUCUCCGAAGAGGUGGAGCUCUACGGUCAGACCAAAGCCAAAGUCCUGCUGUCUACUCUCAAACGCCUGAAGGACCAGCCAGAUGGCAAAUAUGUCGUCGUAACAGGCAUAACACCUACGCCCCUGGGAGAAGGGAAAAGUACCACUACGAUAGGCCUGGCUCAAGCCUUAGGAGCACAUCUCCACCUGAACGUGUUUGCUUGCGUCCGACAGCCUUCUCAGGGACCAACCUUUGGCAUAAAAGGUGGAGCUGCAGGUGGUGGAUAUUCGCAGGUUAUCCCCAUGGAGGAGUUUAACCUCCACCUGACUGGUGACAUCCACGCCAUCACAGCAGCCAAUAAUCUAGUAGCUGCAGCUAUCGAUGCUCGUAUGUUCCAUGAGCAAACUCAGUCUGAUCAGGCUCUUUAUACCCGCUUGGUGCCUUUGAUCAAUGGUGUUAGGAAGUUCUCUGAUAUUCAGAUCCGAAGACUGCAGAAACUGGGUAUUGAGAAAACUGACCCCGGGACAUUGACGGAUGAAGAGAGAAACAAAUUUGUGAGAUUGGAUAUUGAUCCAGCUACCAUAACAUGGCAAAGAGUGAUGGACACAAAUGACAGGUUCCUGAGGAAGAUCACUGUCGGACAGUCUCCAACAGAGAAAGGCUUCACGCGAACGGCCCAGUUUGACAUCACGGUGGCAAGUGAAAUUAUGGCAGUCUUGGCACUCACUGAUGGACUAGGGGAUAUGAGAAGACGAUUGGGAAAAAUGGUGGUAGCCUCUAGCAAGAAAGGAGAGCCAGUGACUACAGAUGAUCUUGGAGUGACUGGUGCUCUGGCUGUCUUAAUGAAAGAUGCAGUGAAGCCAAACCUCAUGCAGACGUUAGAGGGGACUCCAGUGUUCGUUCAUGCCGGACCUUUUGCCAACAUCGCACAUGGCAACUCAUCUGUCCUGGCAGAUAAAAUUGCACUGAAGCUCGUGGGUCAGGAAGGCUUUGUUGUAACAGAAGCAGGUUUCGGAGCAGACAUUGGCAUGGAAAAGUUUUUCAACAUUAAGUGCCGGUAUUCUGGCCUCCGGCCCCAUGUGGUUGUGUUGGUUGCCACUGUCAGAGCUCUGAAAAUGCAUGGAGGAGGACCCACUGUCACUGCUGGGGUACCCUUACCAAAGGAAUACACCGAAGAGAAUCUUCAGCUCUUGGCAACAGGUUGUAGUAACUUAGGCAAACAAAUCCAGAAUGCCCGGACCUUUGGCACUCCCGUGGUAGUGGCUGUCAAUGCUUUCAAAUCUGAUACAGAGGCUGAGCUGCAACUGGUCAUUCAACUAGCAAAAGAAGCUGGGGCGUAUGAUGCUGUGAAGUGCACUCACUGGGCAGAGGGAGGGAAAGGAGCUGUUGCUCUGGCUCAGGCCGUUCAGAGAGCCUCACAGGAACUGAGUAACUUCAAGUUUCUCUACAAUGUGGAGCUCCCGGUUGUAGAGAAGAUCAGAAUUAUUGCACAGCAGAUUUAUGGGGCAGAGGACAUUGAGCUAUCUCCAGAGGCAGAGCAGAAAGUUGUAAUGUACACUAAGCAGGGAUUUGGAAAUCUGCCAAUCUGCAUGGCUAAAACUCACCUGUCAUUGUCUCAUGACCCAGAGAAGAAAGGCGUGCCUACAGGCUUUAUCUUGCCUAUCCGAGAUAUCAGGGCCAGUGUGGGUGCUGGAUUCCUGUAUCCAUUGGUAGGAACGAUGAGUACUAUGCCAGGACUUCCUACUCGGCCCUGUUUCUAUGAUAUUGACUUGGAUCCAGUCUCAGAACAGGUGAAUGGGCUAUUCUGAAAAGAAAUGUUAAUCAAAGAUACAUAUGAAGCAAUUUGAGAGAUGAAAGCCUAUGCCAUAUUUUUCAACAUAAAUGGCAAACCUUGCAAUAUGAAUUGAAAGCAAAUGAAAUGCAAAGAAGGAAAGAGGAAAAACAGCUGCCCCUAUCACUGGAGGCAAAAUAAGGCCACUUGGUGUAUCUUUUCUUUUUUUUUAAUAUCACUUCAAUACAGUUGCUCAAAGAAUGUGAAAUAAUGAACAUAUUAGCAAGUAGUAGUUGUUGAUUGAUGCCCAUCAUAAAAUGAAAACGGUCAAUUCUUGAUCUGAUUUAACAUCCAUUUUAAAAAAGUCCAACUGUUGCUGAAAUAAUAUCCUCGUAUCAAGUAGUGUUUCAGGUUGGCCAUCCCAGAGAUGAAACUGAGCCUAUUUGAUAAACUGCAGUAAAGUGUGUGAUAAUCUAUCCAGUCAGUCUUUCUCUCAGGACAGGUAAGAAAAAAAAAUCAUAGUGGAAAUAUAAAUGUAGUGUAACAAGUCCAUCAGAACAUUUCUUUGCAUAACACCUCGUCAGUUCACAAAAGUAAUUUCAUGUUUUUUGGAUGAAAUUUCAAAGAACUGCACUCUGAGCUUACCUGCAAUUAAUUUAUCUGAUGGGUUAAUAGAAAAGAAAAAUAUAUGAAGAAAUUAGAAGGCAGGACCACAAAUAUGGAGAAGGCAGCUAAAGAAAUUCAAAUGGAAAACACAGCACAAUCAGAAAAUCCUAGUGCAGCAAAACUGUGCUCUUCAACUGAAGAACAGGCAGAAAAACUCACAAUGUUUUGUUUUAAGAAAAGAAAGAAGCCAUGUAAGAAGGCAUUGGAGAUGAAAGGUGUCUGUGAAGAAGACACUGUAACCUUGAAACAUACAAGCCAAUCCAUCAGUGCAGCCCCUGGAGAAGGGGAAGUUUCCAACCAAUCUCAGUCAUCAAGGGGAACCUGGACAACUAUAAAACGUCUAGUGACACCUAAGAGAAGGUCAAAAUCUUCAAGGAAGCAGACACACUCUGAUUCUCAAGUGCAACUGGAGAUAAAUGCUGAGGAUCCUGGUUUUCCAAAGAAUCAGGUUAGUUCUGGGCUUAAAAUUCCCUGUAUACGGUUCUCAAGAGGCAAGAAAAAACCCAGCCAUUCUGAAAUAACAGAAGAAUCAGAUUGCAGUGUUAAAGCAAAUGAACUGAUGGGCAUUUUGAAUAAAGCUAACAGUGAACCAGAGAAUUUGGCAAUAACAGUCAAAUCUAGCACGGAUCAAUCCUUCAGCCAAGCGUCUGAAAAAAGUGACAGGAACUCACUUAAUUCCACUGGGAAGAAUGCGCUUUUGGUAGAGUCCAGACCAGACAUUGAUCAACACACACAGUGCAUCGUUCAGUCUGAAAUAGCAAAUUCAGAGGCAGUUGCUAUAAUGCUCCAGGAAGAGCUACACCAGAAGAGCCUACAUGAAUCUCCUGAACAUACACUUGUAGCAAACAAGGGAGUUGAUCUCAAUACCACCCUUAGUGCUAAUGUUUCUAAGGACCUGCCAGAUAGAGUAGCUGAAGCCACAGAGGUACAAGAAAUAAAUAACAUCCAUGACACAAGGCUUGAAUGUAGAGAGUCUGGAAGGAACAUAAAUGCUAGUGAAGACUGUAAAUCGAGAGAGAGAAUAAUGAGUUUCAAUCAGUCGGCAUUUAACGAUGAUGCAGUAGGUGUGCAGAGCUGUUUAAAUGAACAAUUGAAAUUAGAAGAAAACAAGGACACCAGUGGAGUGAGCAUUGUGAUUACAAUUACUGAAGCAGAUGAUGAGCCUGAUGAAGAGGAGUCGAACCAGGACUGCAAACUGUCCUCAAUUUCAUGUGAACAUAAGCAAAAGGGGAAUAAAAAAAUAAGUGGGAACCUCAAUUUCAGUAAACUUUCUAAUCGCAAAGAGGCCGUAGUAGCAGGCAGUGGCCCCAGGAGGGAGGCUAGAGUCGGUUCUCCUGCUCAGUCACCCAAUGGUCUUAGUGAUCAGGAACACGGAACUUCAGAACAGUAUGAAUUGCUUCUGAUAGAAACUGCUGCUUCCCUUGUUAAGGCAGCGAUUCAGUCAUCUAUAGAACAGCUGGUUAAUGAAAUGGCUUUGGACCAUAGUAAACAUAACAGUGUUCUGUAAUGACAAGAAUGCCCCAAAAUAUAGUAUGACUCAGCAGCAAUUUAAAAUUGUUUAGCACCAAGAUGAAAGGCUAGAAAGUCUUAACUCCUUAGGUAUUUGCGGUCUGUGUGUAGUGUAUUUCUGCAUGCUGGAUAGGCCAUUGUGUAUAUGUAAAAUGGAUCCAAGAAUAAGGACUCAGUCCUGCAAAGUGUUGACAGGCUCAUGAGAUUGGGCUUUAAAACAUUGUGAUUGUUGAUAGCUGUGGAAAAGGUAAGUUGUUUUAGUGGCUGUAUUUCAAUUUAUUGUCUCUUUCGCAGUUUGGGGGCUCUAUUAUGUCACUAUAUAUUUUAGAUUUUUUCCUAUUGUUUACAUUUUAUUUAUUAUGGGUUGCUGAGAACUCUCAGCUACAUUGGGCCUGUACUCAGCGUAAUCAGUUGGAGUUUUGCCAUUGAUUUCAAUGCCAACAAGACUGGGCCCAUUGACUUCAGUGCAAGUUGAGCAUGUUCAGAACCUUGCAGGAUUGGGUCAAUGUCUCAAGAUGCACAUACUCUUUUAAAAAAUACUACAAUGCUAUUAUUGUAUAAAAUGAGGCAGGUAUAUAGAGUGCAUCAUGUAAUGUAGCCUGUUCCACUGCCCAGAAUGUCUCGUGCAUCUCAGACGCGUUGCAGUCAUGCACUAAGCACAAGUGUAUCUGACCCACGGGCAUGGGGUUGCCAAAAAACGGUGCCAUUGAAGUCAAUGGUAAAACUUCCAGUUACAUCAGUAGUGCAGGUUUGGGCCUAAGUGAGCAAGGUACUGAUACUCUCUUCUGAUGCCUUCGUUUGUUUUUAUAAUGUUGGAGUGCUGAGGCCUACCCAUUGCUUUAGCACAUUUUUAAUAUGUAGUAUGUAAUAUAAAUAGGAAUGAGCUGCUAGUGCACUAGUGGUACACUAUUGCCUCCGGGUUAAAAUAGUUCCUGCAGUUGCAAUGGUCUCCAAUCAGUCUGUUUUAACUUGAGCAUUUUUUGUUUAAUUACUGCUAAUGCCCUUGACUGCAGCCAGCAUUUUUUUUAAUAAGUCUUAGGGUUCCCCCCAGCUUCAUAGCUCUUCCAAACUUUGGCAAACAAAUCCAUCCCAUCUGUGUGUAACUGCAUUAUGCCACUUAAUUUCUCCUUGCAGUUUCAUUUGAAUACACUAUCAUUGACAUUGUAUUCUGAACUAUAAAAUCAUGACUGGUAUAGAGAAAGUAGACAAGGAAGUGUUGUUUACUCCUUCUCUUAACACCGGAACUAGGGGUCACCAAAUGAAAUUAAUAGGCAGCAGGAUUAAAACAAAUAAAAGGAAGUAUUUCUUCACACAACAACCUGUGGAGCUCCUUGCCAGAGGAUGUUGUGAAGGCCAAGACCAUAACGGUUCAAAAAAGAACUGGAUAAAUUCAUGGAGGAUAGGUCCCUCAACGGCUAUUAGCCAGGAUGGGCAGGAAUGGUAUCCCUAGCCUCUGUUUGCCAGAAGCUGGGAAUGAGCACCAGGGGAUGGAUCACUUGAUACGUGUUCUGUUCGUUCCCUCUGGGGCACCUGGCACUGGCCACUGUCAGAAGACAGGAUACUGGGCUAGAUGGACCCUUGGUCUGACCCAGUAGGGCCAUUCUUAUGUUCUUAACUGCUGGGUACUGCUGCUUUGAGCUGGAAUGGCCCAAUCCUGCUCCCAUUGAAGUAGUCAGAAAAACUUCAGAUCAAGCCCUUAAACACCUGCCAUAGGUGAAUCCUGAAACAGGUUUGUCAUUGACAGAAAAUAUCAAAUGCUUUGUUGUGAGAGUUUUUCUGUAUAUUGUAUAAUAUAUACAGUAAGUGUGUGUGUAUCAUUUGCCCUGUUCAUUACCAGCUCUUUAAAAAGAAGCCUUUUGAUUGUAAUCUGUAAAGAAUGAAUGUGGGUCAUGGGGCUAUAAUUUAUGUGCAGCAGACAAAUAAACAACCAUAUUCUCCUGAAAA
Messenger RNA from Chelonia mydas (Green sea turtle), 7005 nucleotides. RefSeq names its product methylenetetrahydrofolate dehydrogenase, cyclohydrolase and formyltetrahydrofolate synthetase 1 (gene MTHFD1). Gene Ontology annotation, cellular component: cytosol. Gene Ontology annotation, molecular function: ATP binding; formate-tetrahydrofolate ligase activity; methylenetetrahydrofolate dehydrogenase (NADP+) activity. The transcript is spliced from 28 exons. The coding region runs from base 116 to 2923 and encodes 935 amino acids. Gene Ontology annotation, biological process: tetrahydrofolate interconversion. Lineage: Eukaryota; Metazoa; Chordata; Testudines; Cheloniidae. The record is from RefSeq and is a predicted model, not a curated record.